AGUAGCCUGGCUUGACUUUUUCAUCGACGUGACGCCAUAAUUGAAUGAAUCUUCCAUGCAUUAUGCCAGCGCAGAUUUGUAGUCGUGCUUCCUGAGUGGCGAGUAUUGAUCGAUGUGGACUGUGCUCACAGUUGUGGGUGUGUGCAUGACGAUGGGAGGCGCUGGAGCUCAAGCUCAGAGGGGUGCACAGCUGCGGAUGCUGCGGAUUACACUGUUGGAUAUUUAACAAGUACACACAGAUGACAUCUCAAGUGAACCCCCCUGUCGAUGAUGAGGACUGUAUCGAGCUUGAGAAGGUAGAGGACCAUGUAUCAGAUGAAAACACCACCAAGCCUGGGAUGGGCGGCCCAUCCAGAAAGAUGAGGGCUAAGUCAGUCAGUGGGAACCGCAGACUGAGCACCAUCUCAGAGAGAGAACCAGAGAAGCUGGACACAGAUCCCGGCUCCCAGGAUCCCCUGGGGGCCAGUGAAUGGGGUGGAUCCAGCUUCUCCACAAGUUCUGACAAGUUUAAGAACAGCAGCAGUCAUUUUUCCUCUGCUGAGUCCUAUCAGCCCGACACUGCAGAUGACUGCGCAGCGCUUCUUCUCGCCUGUCUGCACUGCCGUUUCCAUGAGUUAAUAAUGGUCCUGAUACCGGAUACAUGUGAGCGGGCAGUGAGCCGUUGUUUUCCCUCAUACAAAUACAUCAAGGCAUCCAGUGAGCGAGACCAGCAGGAAAGUGAUUGCUGCAAUUGUAAGCUGGAUCUGGACUGUAACUUCUGCGGCUGCUGUCAGGACACAGCAGAGCUCAUAGAGCUGGCUAUGGAGAUCUCUGAGGUGUGCUACCGCUGACAAAUCUUUCUCUGUCUUGUAACUCUGACCUGUGAACACGAGUUCACUGGUUAGUGAAAAAAACAAAGAAAAAAAAAACUUUAAACCUUGAAUGCUCCACAAAAAUUACAUUGCAUUACUUUUUUUUAUCUUGCUCACAUGUGUGUAAUACAUUUCCUGCAUUCCAAAGGUUUUUUAUGAAGGCCUCAUGUUAAAAUUCACAUGAUCUGUAGCUUGUGCUAUUAAAGCAGAUUAACUUAUCGCAACCCCUUUGGAACAGUGCAGAUUUGGCUUCAAUUAUGUGUCAGAUUUCUUAUUUGUUUCAACAACCACACUCACCAGGCCUGGCAAAACCCAACUUUUCUGUCUAAA
This is a messenger RNA of Notolabrus celidotus (New Zealand spotty), 1181 nucleotides long. Its product is annotated as myoD family inhibitor domain-containing protein 2-like. The coding region runs from base 240 to 830 and encodes 196 amino acids. NCBI's taxonomy places the organism in Eukaryota, Metazoa, Chordata, Actinopteri, Labriformes, Labridae. The transcript has 4 exons. The record is from RefSeq and is a predicted model, not a curated record.